AUGGUUAAACCGCGUGUUGCUAUUAUCGGAGCCGGUUUAGCAGCCCUAAAACAAUGCCUCGAUGAUGAUUUGGAUCCAAUAUGUUUCGAACAAACAUCUUACGUAGGAGGUCUUUGGAAUUUUGUUGAAGUUGAUGACGAAAAUAAGGAUCCACAUCCAUCAGCUUAUAAAAGCCUAAUUAUCAAUACUUCUAAAGAAACGGUGUUUAAAUAUGUUACUUCUGUAAAUAAAGAUCAAACUAGUGAACAUGAAGAAAUAUUCGACUUUGUUAUGGUUUGUAAUGGGCACCAUAGGAAACAUAGGUGGCCAAAAUAUAAAGGGAUGGACGAAUUUAAGGGUCCCCAUCCGCCGUCUCUCGAACCAACCACUCCAGUCUUUUCUUCACAUCCAACCGUAAAAUCAGAUUUUUUCGAACGCCUUAGUACCGGAACUAUUAUUAUAAAAAAAAAUAUUUUAGAAUUAAUGCCUGACGAAACAAAGUCAAUUAAAUUUGUUGAUGGUUUUAUUGUGGAAAAUAUUGAUACAGUAAUUUAUGCGACUGGGUAUCAUAUAGAUUUUCCCUUUUUAGAUAGAGAAAUUGUUAAUGGUGGUCCAGAAAUUGAACAAGAAUUUGAAGAUGAAUAUAAAGAAAAUUUAGCAUGGAUGUAUAAGAUGAUGUUUCCGCCAAAUUAUCGUAAUAUCGCGUUUAUUGCUCGUUAUGCGACAAGUUUGAUCAAAGGUUUCAUUAAUCCACUUCCAUCACCUCAGGAAAUGAAUAUUGCGAUUAGAAAUUAUCAGGAAAAAAUCAGAAAGCAAUACUACUCAUCAGCAAGACAUACAAUCCAAGUUGAUUUUCUUGAAUACCUUGAUGAAUUGAGUCAAGAAUUAG
This is a messenger RNA of Racocetra fulgida, 868 nucleotides long. The record is from the annotation of a GenBank genome assembly. Lineage: Eukaryota; Fungi; Glomeromycota; Glomeromycetes; Diversisporales; Gigasporaceae.